Molecule: messenger RNA, 1456 nt
Organism: Saccostrea echinata
Lineage: Eukaryota; Metazoa; Mollusca; Bivalvia; Ostreida; Ostreidae
Product: collagen alpha-1(XII) chain-like
Exons: 7
Coding region: 1-1281 (426 amino acids)
Source: RefSeq, a predicted model, not a curated record
AUGGAUGAAGAGGUGAGACAAUUCAAAAUGAAUUACAUUCCAGGUAACACAGACUCACAAUUCAUCUUUAAUCUCGCUGAGUCCUCAAGCACAGAUUGUUCUCAGGAUGCAGACAUCGCUUUCCUCAUCGACACCUCCAGAAGUCUGGGUCUACAAGCUUACAAAAAGGAGCUCCACUUUGUAGAAAGAGUCUUGGAGCGAUACGAGAUAGGAACGAACAAAACCAAAGUAGCGGUGAUUACCUUCAGCGCUGGCAGCAAACUGGAGUUUGACUUUAACCGUUAUAAUAGAAAAGAUGAAGUUUUGCGGGCCAUUAGAAGUAUUCCGUACACGGACGGAUUGUGUACUACCAUAUAUAGGGCACUAAAACAAGCUAGAGAGGAAGUGUUUGUUCCACAGGCCGGCGACAGAGAAAACUUCAAGAAUUUGGCCGUCAUUCUGACGGAUGGAGAGACAAACCCAGGUAGGUACGAUCUCUAUACUUUACCAAAGGCUAAAUCCCUAACGAGACAGGAAGCAAACGACUUGAAGUUUCAUGGUGUGGAGGUGUUUGGUAUUGGAGUGGGUCAUCGUGUGGACCACGUGGAGAUGAUAGGGAUAUCUAGUGGGGCCAGGAAUUAUUAUCGCGUGGACGACAUCGACGAUUUAGAGAAAUCCAGACUGUUUCACAUACUCCUUAAUAAAGUCUGUGCAAGGUGUAACAACAAACCUGCAGACAUCUUCUUCAUUGUGGACAAAUCCUCCAGUCUCGGCAGUGUGGCAAAUUUUGACAAGGAACUAUCCUUCAUUGCCAGAUUUGUAGAGGGGUUUAACAUUGGACAGGGUACCCAGGACGUGAGGGUCGGUGUUAUAUCCUUUAGCACGGACGCCCAGUUAGAAUUCGGACUCUCUGCUUACGGCGACAAAAGAAGUUUACAAGACGCACUGCUAGAUAUUAAAUUCUCGCUUGGAAAUACGUAUACUCAUAAGGCGUUUGAAAUUUUACUAAAUCAGGGAUUCUCGGCUUCACCGCGCCCCCUUACAGUGCCUCGUGUGGGUGUGAUUAUGACAGACGGCCAGUCUACAAAUCCAUACAAACUGGACGACGUUCUAAAGCUGGUCAAACUCAGAGGAAUAGAAAUAUUCUCUAUUGGUUUUGGGAGUGUGGACAUCCCAGAGUUAAAUAAGAUGGCAACAGUUCCGGAUCACACUCACGUAUUUGUCGUGGAUGAUAUUCACACGCUCGACACCGUGCGGGACGAAUUAUAUCUGGAGAUCUGCAAUCUGAUUGGACAGUCCUAAUACACCCCUACCCAGUGGCCAAAUCUACCUCAUACGUACCUUAUAUUUAUUUCGGUUAUUUAAUUUCACUUUUGAGUAGACAGUCGUUUUGGCGGUCUACUUUCAACUACAAGAUUGAUAUCAAAAGGCAAUUUGUAAAACUAAUAACAUGCAAUAAUGCUUUUCAAGAUUUUUA